This is a messenger RNA of Eurytemora carolleeae, 1175 nucleotides long. It is a transcript of the gene mRpL1, whose product is annotated as 50S ribosomal protein L1-like. NCBI's taxonomy places the organism in Eukaryota, Metazoa, Arthropoda, Copepoda, Calanoida, Temoridae. The coding region runs from base 37 to 1158 and encodes 373 amino acids. The transcript has 4 exons. The record is from RefSeq and is a predicted model, not a curated record.
GCAGAGAGUGAGAAUGAAGUCCAAUUGAACAGAAAAAUGUCCAGUCUUGUUCGUCAAAUGAUUAGACCCAUCAGGGUCGGUUUACAUCAUAAAUCUUCAAUAAUUUUCCAGCAAAUCCAACCCUUUCCUGUCCAAGGUUUAAUAUCUAUCCUACCCCUUCACACUUCAGCAGUAGUGGAGAGAGCUAGGCAGUCCACCAGAUUAAGGAAAAGGAAGGUUUAUAUGGAUAAUAAGAAAAAGAAAGAGGAAAGAUUGAGAAAGAACCCCCCACCAAUACCUCAUAAAGUUCAGCUUAUGUUGAAAGCUAAAGGAUUUGGUUCUAAGCCAAUUGAUUGGAGAGCGAGGGAUGAGAAACCUUUCCCCUUUGAUGAUACUUGGGAUGAACAAUGGUUUACUUGGAGACGUCUUUCUGUUCCAGAGGCUCUAAGCUGUUUACGCGAACACUACCAUCCAACCCAGUUAGAUAAUCCUAAUGGUAUCGUGCUCGCUCGCAUAGAAAUUGAUAUGUCCGCCUCAAGGAAAGAAAAAUAUAUCGAGGCGUUUACCAAGAUGGUUCCUCUUUACAACGCCUUCGAGCGAGGAGUUUCGGAAAAAAUGAUUUUAGCGUUUGCCAAGAACGAAGAAUCACUGGAUGCUGCUCGAAAUGCUGGAGCAACGAAGGUUGGAGGAUUAGAUCUAAUCGAAGAUAUUUCUAAGGGAAAAGUUGAAGUGAUCGAUUAUGACUAUUUCUUAGCUCACGACGAUAUCUCGCUUGAAUUGAGACCUCUUUUGGGAGUUCUGAGGGAAAAGUUUCCAAAGAAAACGCUUGGAACCAUCGGGACAGAUUUGGAGAAAAUGGUGAAAACCUUCAAGAAUGGACAGUUGGUCGAGGUUAAGAAACCAAAGUCUACUCUGGGAUAUAAUGACGAUCCUGCCUUUGGAUAUUGCGAGGCACAGGUUGGACGUCUGGGAAUGCCGGACGAUCAAAUUUUCGAAAACUUUACGAAUAUUCUCGAGUCUUUGAGAGAAUCUGCUCCCAAACGUUCCGGAGGAUUUAUUACUCGAGUUCAGUUCUACAUGGACGGAUAUCUUAAAAGCAAAUUUUCUGUUCACCACGAUCUUAUCGAUGACGCCAAGUAUAAAGCGCAGAUUAAAAAUCUUAACGCCGUUAAUCAAUAAUUAUUGAAUUUCAGAAA